Mesorhabditis spiculigera is the source of this 477-nucleotide messenger RNA. Lineage: Eukaryota; Metazoa; Nematoda; Chromadorea; Rhabditida; Rhabditidae. The record is from the annotation of a GenBank genome assembly.
AUGCGGAUCGCUUUGGUGUUGUGCUGUUUUGCCCUCGUUUGCAAAUCCAUCAACGAAGUCCGCCCUCCGCUUAUCCUUCGUUGGGGUUUCGGAACACCGAUCGUCGAAGAACUCUACAAGAAACACAUGCUGACGGCGAAGAAGACGGGCGGUCUCGAGCCACGGCUGCAACUUGGUACCAACUUCUACCGGCAUGUCUGCCCCCACCAAAUUCCCCGGGACAAUGCCCUACCGACGAUAGUGCUCGAUUCGCUGAAUUACGAGGCGGAUCUGGGCUUCAACAAGCUGGCCGGCGAAAACGCCGUCUUCGACUACCUGCGCGAUGCGUCGACGGAUUUGGAUUGGCGCGAGGAGAGCGACAUCGUCACCGCCCAACUGAUGCAGCCCUCGGACUGUGGACCGCCAAAUUUAACGGGGCCGGCCUGCAGUUUUCGGGUUAUCGCGACACCUUCGACAAGUACCUGGCCGAGUUGCGAG